Sitophilus oryzae (rice weevil) is the source of this 4513-nucleotide messenger RNA. RefSeq lists its product as uncharacterized. The transcript has 12 exons. The coding region runs from base 307 to 4323 and encodes 1338 amino acids. The record is from RefSeq and is a predicted model, not a curated record. Lineage: Eukaryota; Metazoa; Arthropoda; Insecta; Coleoptera; Curculionidae.
UAGAUGUCAUGAAGAAGGGUGUUGUGUGCGUUGUGUUUUGGAAUAGCUCAUAAACUGGAUUUAUUUUCGGGAAGUAAAGUAGGAGGAAUGUGGAAGUAAAGUGCCCCAAUUAUUAUUUGUGAACAUCUGGAAUGCCAAAUGAUAUGCGCGCCUGUUUAUAUUUAAAAUCACUCAUAAAAAAUGACCUGCUACGACUGGAUACUUGCUGUUUUGGUAGACCUCGAAUAUUAGUUUGAAAUUUAAACAAUAAGCUACUAUAAUUGGCAUGACUGAAGGCUUAUCAGAAGAUCCUGUUGGAGUUUAGCUAUGAGUUCCAGACCAAGUUCUGGCUCAAGAGCUUCAACAGGACAUUGGAGAUCUGAGUCAGCAGGCCAUCAACGACAUGGAUCAUCAAGCUCAGGACAUAAUAGGUCUGAUUCUGGUCAGAGUGCUGUCUCAGAUCAUCAUACAGAAAGAAGACAUCACAGAUCAAAAAGUGGAAUUCAUAUACAAGAAAAAGAUUAUUUAAGAGAUCCUCCUGACUUACCUAAAGUGGAAUUUAAUUCGUCACAAGGUUUUCAUCAUGACAACCAAUGUAUACGUCCAACAUCUUUGUACCCUUUAAAAAGUAGCAAUGACAGUGGAUUGGUUGGACCGGACGCUUUGCAGCCAGAAAAGGAACCCAUUAAAUUUGAAAUCAGUUUGGUUGGAGCUCCUCCCGAAGUAGAACAACUUGUGAACAACAUUAAACAAGUUGCUGAGCAAUUUCUGUAUCACUGGAAGACUUUUCCUAUUAUACUUCCAAAUCCAGUUUCGCAGUGUGAUAGUUUUCCAACAUCUCAAGUAUCAUCAGAUGGAUCAUUGGGCAGGUCAAGAACAAAAUAUCAUCUUAGGGACUUGUUUAUAGCGCCUUCUUUUGAUGAACUGGACGCAGUUGCUGUCGAUGGGAAAGGGGAACCCAGGAAACUGACUGGAAAACAGUUGGAAUACAUCAGAGAACGUGGCUUGCACAAGGAUAAGUUUGGAAAACCAAAAAGGUUGAACCUGGAACAGCUAGAAAGUAUUAGAUUACAUGGGGAAUUUGAGGUGGAGUCGAUCAAUUUCCCCGGUCAACAGCAUCGAUGGAAACUUUCUCAGCUGCUGCAGAAAGGCAGGGAAAAUAGCAGGAAUUCUUUACUAAACGACCUGGCAUUGGCACUUCGCUUCAUUUUCGUCACCGCCAUGGGCAGAUUGUUUGCGCACUUCUUCAGCAUCAAGGAGGCCGCGAAAUCGUUUAUCAGCGGUCUGUUUCGUAUUCUCGACAUCCUGGUUGGGAUUCCCAGCUUGCAAGCUCAUAAUUUGGAUACGAAAAUUAGAGAGGAGCGAAGUAAAUAUUUGGUUGCUGAAUUAGUUUGUAGGGCCGAAAACGAAGACGCACUAGAAAUUUUAUGUUCCUACAUAAAAAAGCAGCUUAGAAGGGCAGCAACUGAGAAAUUCGAAGUGGCCAGAGAAUGCAGCCAACCUCCCGUCUCCUUACCCUACAGAUUCCUCACUCCCUCCGGCUCAGAACUAGAUUUGAGGUUAUGGGACCGCGCACUCAUGCGCAAAGCCUUGCCAAUUCUGAUGACCAUUCUCGAGAAAGAAACCAGGGGCUGGUUCCUCCACUUUCGCGAGAGACUCAUCGCCGAACUGAGAGCUCAGAAGAUGCCCGACGAGAACAUCGAAAGAGAGGUGAACGAGGCUGUUAUGAAAGAGUACCUUCAAAGGGUAUACAACAGCAUCCUUUCCCAUCCCGAUAUAAACGUACUCGGCGAGGGAAUUGCUCAGUUACUGGUGCAACAAGCUCAGAGCGUGGUUCUGAUGCACAGGGCGGUCGAGAACGUACAACAUCGGCUGCAGAAAACUCAGGAGGAUUAUAAAAACAGACUGAAUCAUGUUCAUCCGAUAUUAUCCCGGAUACGGCCGUGGUUAAGGUCGAAAUUACGGAAUUCCGAUCUCAGGUUUAGUUUUGAGAAUCAGUGGAGUGCUCACGAGGAGGCUUUGGCGCUUUGCAACUCGCAGAGGUUACAUCAGACUGUUUAUUUUUUAAACAGGGACUUAGCAUUUAUGAAAGAGCGAGAACCGGCAUUACUAAGGGAGUUAAAGAAAGUAAAAACACCUACCAGGAGUUUUCUUUGGCCAACGCAAAUAUGGUUGCCGACAAACUGGAUAGUGCGCCGAAAUUUCCAAGGACAGUCCGAAGUAGUACCGACAGUGCUCAGCAAACAAGCAACCAGCAUCACUACGCCUAGAUCUGACCCUAGUCAGCCUGUCUUUCUGGUGGAAAAGGAGAUUGUCAGAACAACUACGACGCGAUGGCCCUUGUGGAGAAUUUUCAAUUACUUCCACAGAACUUGGUGCUGGACGUGGAAUGCUAUGUUCUUUUUCGGUAUUGUCCUUCCUUGGUGCAGUCCCAUCGGACUUAGAGCCCUAUUUUUAUUGGAACCUUUCAUGCCAGACCUUGAACUGUCACAAGUCAACGGAACUUUAUUUCCGCGCAAGUCUAGUCUAACUUCAACCUUGGCUUCUCGCUUGCUAAGUCUUUGGCGACAUAUUUCUAAAUCUAGGACUCAUUUCGAAACUAAACCAGAUACUGGAUUUAUCGGAAAAGGUUUGACUAGACAUCUGAAUCGAAUCUGGAAUUAUUUUUUUAAAGGUCUCUUUGGAACUAUUGCCUUGGUGUUUGUUUUUCCUGUUGUGUGUCUUUUUAUCAUUACCACUAGCCUACUUAUAGCCGUUACAGCAAUUUUCUGGAUGCCUUUGCUCACUUUAUUAGUGCAGAUAACCAAUGGAAUUAUAUAUGACUUAGAUAGUCCGGAAUCUCAUAGAAACCGGUAUUUCGUUAUAUUCGAAGCGAUUUUGUGGAAUAUAGCUCUUCAAGGCUGUCUCCAACCAGUCGCAGCUCUCUUUAUAGCAGCUAUAGUUUGCCCUCUAGUAUCUUUAGUUAUUUUUGCCGGUGGUAUAAUUAGAUAUUGGUUCAGGCUGAUGUGGGAUAACACAAUCUUCCAUCUUAUUAUCAAAAAGCGAGGCAGGGUACCUGCAAGUGAUAGUUUUGUAGUAAAAAGAAUCGCCGGACCCGGGCUUGCUUCAGACUAUUAUUUCCAAAUCAGCCCCGAACAAGCUUUGGCAGCUUUUGAAGCGAAAAUGGAGUGGGACGAACUAGCAGCGUAUCAGACGGUUAUAGAAAACACUAUAGUUCAACCUCAGAAAGACUUCACUCAUUUCGUCGAAGCGUGUUUUGGCAGCUUUUCCGCGCAGCUUGCUAAAAACGGACCUUAUAAAAACCUAGAAAAAGAGGGUCAGGAUCUUUUAACUGUUUUGCACGAGAAAUUGGAACGUAGACGUAGAGAUUUACAAACGGGAUUAAGCAUUACUGUAAAAAGCAAAAUAAAACUAACUACUUUAGAAUUGAAAAUCGCUAUUCAGCAAGGUGCGAUGAUGCUGGAAAAGUUCUAUCCCGCUCAUAUUUUUCAACAUUUAUCUUGUAACGAAGAGGAGUUUUGGGAUAAUAAGGCUUUGAGCACUGGAGAUUGGGCCGGAUUGGCUGGCUUGCUCUAUUCGGAUUUGUUUAGUUUAGAUUUUUUGACGCCGCUGGAUCAUAGCGAUACGACGUUUCGACUGGACCCGCAUCCUCAGGCAGAUUUGACUAGAUACACAGAGAUGGUUCAGUGUGCACAAUUAGGAGCUGGAGGGCCAGACUUAUUAGGAAAUGUAUAUACACCAAGAGGAAAUAUUCAAGUACACGCUCCAUAUUUAGAAGUUUCGGCAUUCAAUCCUAGGGUCAAACAGUCUGCGACCGGGAAAAAGUCUGAAAAGAAAGUUGAAUCAACUACGGCUCUAGGAUCACUAAAAGGCACAAGAACUACGUUAUGGAUGCCCUGGAAACAAAGGUACAAACCAUAUUCUCCAGAUAAAAUGGUUAUACCUUUACCCGUGCCCCAUCCAGCUCAAAUAGCAGUUACCAUUUACAAUAGGGAUUCAGACGAUCCAAUUUCGCUAGAGUCUGACAUCUGCCAAAGCAUAUUGAGGUGUAUCGAAGAACACCAUGCAUCCCCAGAUGAUAGUGGUAUAGGUCGAUUUCGAAAUGGCGACGAUUCCUGCGGUACUAUGAGUUCCAGCUCGGGGACGUUGGACAGUCCGCCCACUAAAGUGGAGGACACGAUUCAAUCGACGGAGGGUGUGUAUCAGUGGACAUUAAACAAUUGGGGUCAGCGCAAGCGUAAUAAUUCGGGCAGUGUGAGGGUUGACUUGGCCAGUCCGGAAGACGUCACUCUGGAUAGUGACAGUACUAGGGUUGUGUUCAGUACCUACGGCACAACCGUGUAAUAUCCUCUUUGAGUAGUCUUUUUGCUUUAAUUUGUUAUGCCCCAUUAUCUUUAAAUAUGAAUUUCCAAACAAUAUACAGAUUGUUUCAAAAAAACAUGACAUCUCUUGUGAGAAUAUUCCUCACGUAAAAAUAAGAUUUAUUUCUUAUAUGAACGAUAUACCGGGUGCGUCUCAAAAGUGGUUCACCCCU